UUGCUAGGUUUGUCAUAUGUAUGUAGUAUCUCUAUGUAGUUUGUAUGUAUGUGGAUUAUGCUGAAAAGUUGGAAUAUUUGUGUUGCUUAAAUUCAAUUCUCUUUUUGAAGUCUAUUUAAUACCUGAAUACUAAGAUGCCGUCAAAACAAAGAAAAAUUGCUAUGAUGGGAUACAGAUCCGUCGGCAAAUCGUCGCUUAUUAUACAAUUUGUAGAAGGGCAGUUCGUGGAUUCUUAUGACCCCACAAUAGAAAAUACAUUUACAAAAUUUAUCAGAUUAAACUCCACUGAGUAUGAAGUUAAACUAGUAGAUACAGCUGGUCAAGAUGAGUACAGCAUCUUUCCUCUACAAUACAGUAUGGAUUUUCAUGGCUAUGUGUUGGUAUACUCUAUAACAUCAAGCAAGAGUUUUCAAAUUGUACAAAUAAUAUAUGACAAACUGUUGGAUAUGGUUGGCAAAAUACAUGUUCCCAUAGUAUUGGUUGGCAAUAAGACGGAUCUUCAUUUGGAAAGAAAGAUAAGUACUGAGGAAGGAAAAAGAUUGGCAGAGAAAUGGAAUGCGGCCUUUGUUGAAACCAGCGCAAAGAGAAAUGAGUCUGUUACUGACAUGUUCCAUGCGAUGCUGUCGGAAAUAGAAAGAUCCGACGGUCACAUGCCCGAGAAGAAUGGAUGUGUUGUUUCUUAAUGAAUAACUUUUGUGGACUAUGUGGCUUAUUUAUGCUUAAGUGAAUUAAGUUAUAGGUAGUUUGAACACAGUUAUAUAUAUAACUGGCACAUAGCAACUGUCUGAAAGUUGUUAAGUUAUUAAAUACCUCAUAAAAUUCCUAACACAAUUGUAAUUAUGUUAGCACAUUUUUAAUUUAAGUGUGUAUCUGUAUUUGUAAUGUCUUAGUGAGUGGGUUAUUAUUGUAUAGAUGGAGCAAGCAAACAUGCAAAUAUAGUUGUGAAACUGUAUAUUGUUCUUUAGAAAUACAAAGAAAAACAUAUAUAGAAAAAACAUAUUCUAGCAAAAGCAAAUAUUUUAUGACCUUCUGACACGGUAUAUGUAAAACAUAAAUAAAUGUAUAUGUAUUUUAGAAUAUUUUAAAUUCAAUUAAAAUUUUAAAAUCAAUGCGGGGUAAGGAUGUUGGUAGUCAUUUUCUUAGUCUUUGGAAUUCUAAUCAUGUUUUGUCAAUCAUAGGAAUUGGUCACAUCAUUGUAUCCAAUACAGUAAAUAUUUUAUAUAAUAAUUUAAUAAAUAAAAUGAUCUUUGCUUAUGGAACACAAACAUGAUUAACAAAGUGCAUUAAUUGUUAUUCGUCUUUACUUACUUACAAAUUUCGUAUUUGGAAUUCAUACAAUUAUUUACGAGCAUAGAUUUGUAACUUUCAAUUUAUAAUAUUUAAAAUGUGCUUUGUUUUCUAUUGUUCUCAUUACAAAGAGAUUUCUGUUCUUUUCUUCUUUACAUGCUUACUUUUUUUAAAUCUUUUAACUUUAUAUAGCAACACUAUAAAAUAGGCUCCGAUCAAAAGAGUCAUAACCACAAAUAUACAAAAUGAAUAAUAUUGAACAGAUAAAAGGAAUAUUGAAUAAAACAACAUUGAAUCAACUGUUCGUAAUAAAUAAUUAACAAUAAGAUAUCUAAAGACAUUUUAUGUGAUUUAUUGUAAACAGAUAUUAAAUUAUAUAGAAACAUUAAUUUGGUGUCAGUGUAAAAAAAAAAUCUGUAAAAUAAGUGGUAAUUAUUUUACUUUUUGUAUACACAACCAUUGAUAUAAUAGUAUUUCAUAAUGCUAUAUAAAUUAUUCUUUAAAUAGUUUUUAUAUAUUUCUUUUUUUUUUAUUAAACUAGCUUAGCUUUAAAUGGGUAGUUGUAUAGGUUUUAGCAUUUUUAGUUUGUAGCUUGUAACUAAUUUCAUGUUCAACUUGUACUUGUUAGCUUAUAGCUUGUAAUUAUGUAAAUAAUUAAUUUUAUAUAUAAGUGUGAUAUGUUUAAUUUGUCUACCUUAAUAUACUUACGAAGCACAACAUGUUAUGUAAGGUUUCUUUUGAUACGGUCCGAUUAUUUUAAAUAUAACAUCCUUUUUUGCUCAAAAUAGUAAAUUUUUGUUGAAAGAAAUAAAAAGCUGUCUAUUCUGAUGUAAAUUUUAACGUUCUGUUUGAUUUAGAUUUAUUUACGUAAAUAAUUAUUAUUUCAAGUUUAUUUUAAUUGUGUAAAAGAAACCAAAAUUUUAAAGAAAAAUCUUUAUGGUAUCAUGGGGAGCUAUUCUUAUUUUAUAGUAUAUAUAAUAUUAUUGACGCAAAUAUAGUGAAAUUAGAAAUAAGAACGAAUUUCCUGGUAAUAAAAGUUCAAUGACA
Molecule: messenger RNA, 2334 nt
Organism: Danaus plexippus (monarch butterfly)
Lineage: Eukaryota; Metazoa; Arthropoda; Insecta; Lepidoptera; Nymphalidae
Gene: Rheb
Product: GTP-binding protein Rheb homolog
Exons: 5
Coding region: 135-683 (182 amino acids)
Biological process (GO): small GTPase-mediated signal transduction
Cellular component (GO): plasma membrane
Molecular function (GO): GTPase activity; GDP binding; GTP binding
Source: RefSeq, a predicted model, not a curated record